Macroventuria anomochaeta is the source of this 761-nucleotide messenger RNA. RefSeq lists its product as uncharacterized. The record is from RefSeq and is a predicted model, not a curated record. The coding region runs from base 197 to 601 and encodes 134 amino acids. NCBI's taxonomy places the organism in Eukaryota, Fungi, Ascomycota, Dothideomycetes, Pleosporales, Didymellaceae. The transcript has a single exon.
AGAGCGAAGAAGCAAGAGGAUCUUGAUGAGAUCGACGUCAUGCGAUUUAAGUUGAGGGUGAAGGAUGGAUUUGCGGUUGUCUAAAGCAGCAUGGAAACCUUUCAGGAUCAACUUUGAUGCGCACGUCAUCGCAUCGCGAAAACAUAGGUAAUAUAUUGAAGAAGCCCGCCUUGCGCAUAGGAUCGAAGCAGCUUGCAUGUACGAAGUGCAGCUAGCCAGCCGUGCACUCCAGGUUCGGAAUGAAAAACUGCAAAAGCGUCACAGGAUUCUCUCCAUGCUACUCACUGUGGAACACGUCAGUAAAUAUCUUAGACUUUGCCGUCAAAGACAUCCCGGCACCACUGAAUGGACCAAAAGCACCGCCCAAUACUCUAAUCUGUUGUCCAACAAGAUUCUGGCUGUCUUUACGUUUGUGGAAUGCCGGGUUCUGGGAAAUCAGUUCUCUCAGCGAGUAUUGUGGAGUCACUCAAUGCCUCAUAUGGCGCCAGUGCCUGCGUUAUAUGCCAUUUACUAUUGCGAUUUCGCGGACACAGCAUCGUUGGACUCCUAUUUUUCUGUUGCGGUAGUUCAAACAGCUGAGGAAGAGGAGACCGAAAGUUAGCCAUCAAGAAGGGUGAUUUAAGGGCAAUCGAUCGGCGAUGCACUGUUGCGUUCAUAAGUCUGUCAAAUGACUAAACUAUUGAGCCAGAGUUCAGACGACCGCAGAAGGCGAAACUACGAUCUGGAUGGCCAUGGGUGUGCUGCCUGUUCCUCGCGUUCAC